AUGGCCCUUCCGGACCUUCAACUUUUCAAAGUUGGCAUCGAAAUGACAUUUGCCACCAAUCACGUCGGCCACUUCCCCCUCACGUACCACAUCCUGCCAAAGAUUAUAAAGGCAGUAGAGAUAUCUCCCAUACCUACUAAAGAUAUCAAUAUCAGCUCCUCCGGACACCAAGUCUCGCCGGUUCAGUUCUAA
Colletotrichum costaricense is the source of this 192-nucleotide messenger RNA. RefSeq lists its product as uncharacterized. The coding region runs from base 1 to 192 and encodes 63 amino acids. Lineage: Eukaryota; Fungi; Ascomycota; Sordariomycetes; Glomerellales; Glomerellaceae. The transcript has a single exon. The record is from RefSeq and is a predicted model, not a curated record.